Haplochromis burtoni (Burton's mouthbrooder) is the source of this 2988-nucleotide messenger RNA. Its product is annotated as Fc receptor-like protein 5. The coding region runs from base 93 to 1448 and encodes 451 amino acids. The record is from RefSeq and is a predicted model, not a curated record. The transcript has 12 exons. Gene Ontology annotation, biological process: cell surface receptor signaling pathway. Gene Ontology annotation, molecular function: transmembrane signaling receptor activity. NCBI's taxonomy places the organism in Eukaryota, Metazoa, Chordata, Actinopteri, Cichliformes, Cichlidae.
CAGCUCUUUGGUAUCUGCUGUGCUGCUGCUUCACUCUCUCUCUUUGCAGAAAGUUGUAGAAGUUUUCAGACGUGUCACUGCUGGAUGUGAGGAUGGGAGCCACUUUGCUCUGUGAGCUGGGCCUAUUCUUGCUCUGCACGCUUCUCUGCACUGGACACGCUCAAGAUGCUGUGCUAACUAUUGAACCCAGCUGGUCCAGUUUUUUCAUUGGAGAGUUUGUUACCUUCAAAUGUGACAUGAAUGAAGGAGAAGACACUGACUGGUAUUACCAAAUCAACAGGGAUGGUCAAGAAGUUUUCUCCUACAGGCCAAACAAAGACUCCAAAUUAGAAAUUACAUCUACAGGUUACAGUGGUGAAUAUCAGUGCAUUGGUGACAGGAAGAGCUCACAUGAUAAAAAGAACAGUAAUACUGUCUCUAUAACUGUAUUAGCAUAUAGACCCAGGGCCACACUGACAGCAGGAACAACAAUCAUACCAGUAGGGGGCAGUGUGACACUGACCUGCUCUGUGCAGAGCUCUGAUGGAUGGAAAUAUGAGUGGUUCAGACGAACCCAAACAACCUCUGAAGUUCAAAUCAGAGAUCAACAAAACAGAGAUAUCAGAGUAUCUCAAGGAGGAAUCUACAGCUGCAGAGGAACAAGAGGAAACCCAGUUUACUACACUGAUAGAAGUGAUGAUGUCACCAUUGAGAUAACCUUUUCCAAUAAAGUUGUUGUAAAACAACAACCCAACUGGCCUCAGAUAUUCAGAGGUGAGACGAUCACUCUGACAUGUGAGGUGCAGGAAGGAGGUGAAACCACUGAGUGGGAGUAUGAAUGGAGAGGACCCAGGACACCCACACAGUGGACACACAAUAAUGAUGUGACAUUCAGAGUUUCUGAGUCCAGCAGUGGAGACUACAUGUGUAAGAGUCGACGCAGAGAUGACUCAUAUUCUUCAACAGAGUGGAGUGAAGCCUUCACAUUGUCAGCAUCAACAGCACCUGAGCCUGAAAGCUCUUCAUUUCUCACUCCUUUGAUCGUUGGACUUGUUUGUGGAAUUUUACUGAUUCUUCUUCUGCUGCUGUUGUGUCGCUUCAAAAAGGAUUCAUUCUUUACCAGGACUCGGAGCACAAAUCAGAGCUCUGCAAUGAACCAUGUGAUCAAGGAUGAAGCUCAACACAGUCGACAUAAUUCUACUUUUCAAGGUGAUGCUUGUGUUUAUGAAUCAAUCAAAGACCACGAUGACACACAAAAUGAUGGCAGUGUGUUGUAUGCACAGGUCUCCCACGAUAGAGCUAAAACCAAGAAAGACAACGAUGACAGCCUGUUGUAUGCACAGGUCAAUUACAAUAAAGCGAAACCGAAGAGACACAAAGGGAAACCAGCUCCUGCAGCAGCUGAUGAAACAGUUUAUUCUGAAGUUAAAUCACAAACAGCUCUGGGUAACUGUGCAGAAAUAAAAUAGCUUACAUGUUGUGAUUUGUUGCUGUAACGAUGAACUCAAGUACUAAAGUUUUUAAGUUUUUAGGGAGUAAAUUUAGUUCCAAAUCACCUUUAAUGACUGAAUUAUGCUGCAUCAUUUCUUUCAGAUUAAUAACAAGAUCUGCAAAACCAACUGGAUCAGUGACAAAACCGAGUUUCCUUUGAAUUUAAGAGAGCUUUAGAGAAAUUGAGAUUAUGCACUGUUUUAUAAGAUAAAGUAAAAUAAGUAAAAUCUUUCAUCAUAAUAGCCCAAGUGAUAAUCUGGCUUUGAGACCAGGAUGCUUCGCACACAUGAACAUUCACUGAACUGCAAGUGUUGUUACAUGUUCACUGCUAAAUAAAUAAAAUAAAUAAUAAAUAAAUAAAUACAAAUACAAAUAAACAACAUCUUGAAAUCAAAAUAAUCCACCUACAGGGGGCUGAAUUUUGAUACACAUCAAAGUGAAAAAAAAAAUGAUGCAGACCAUUUUGUUGAAAUUUCAUUGCACCGACUCAAAAUUAUACUGAGUAGUCAGUUUGUCUUCCAUGGACUUGUAUGCUUUCCUGACAAUUUUGGAGCAUACUCCACAAGAGAUGAUGGUGUCCUGAGGAUCUCCUCCCAGAUCUGGACAAGGGCAUCUGAGCUCCUGGACAGUCUGAGCUGCAGCAUGGCAGCUUUAGAUGGAGAGGAGCAUAAUGUCCCAGUUGGAUUUUGGUCAGGCGAGUGUGGGAACCAGUCAGUGGUAUCAAUUCCUUAAUCCUCUGGGAACUGCCUGCAUACUCUCGCCACAUGAAGCUCGGCAUUGUCAUACCAGGAGAAACCCAGGACCCACAGGCACCAGCGUAGGAUCUGACAAUGGGUGACAAACUCUUGAGACUGUGCUAGCAAACCUGACAAUUGCACGCAUUGAACUGGCAACCUAGAGAAGCUAGACUGCCUGUACAACCUCUGUAGCAUCCAGGGAUUGUCUCAUCUCAUCCUACCAGUAACGAUGAUCACUCUAGCCAAAAAGUAAAACUAGUGAAAAAGACAGAUAGAAAAUAUGAGAAAGGAAAAAAUGCCAGUGACCUCUAGUUGUAAAAUGAUUCCUGAUUUGGGAUGCACCUUUUGUUAACUGCAUGUUUUGCUACUUCACAGAGCAGAGAUGUCUAAGUGGUGUGAUGCUUUACUUGAAUUAAAAGUAAUUCUUUCAUUUUUUUUGAGCAGUGCAUAUUUACAGAUGUUUUCUGUGUCUUGUCUAAAAUCAUUUGAUGUGUAUGAUAAGCAUACACAUGUUUACAUGUUUAUUUUCUCCUGGAUGAAUUAAGCAUCACUUGACAUAUUUCUAUAAAAUUGUUUUUCUUCUUUUAACAGUUUUAGGAAAAGAUCAACUUUUUGUUCUUUUUAUUUUAGGUAAGCUGCCUGCAGAGGCAGUUUUAUUUUCUGUCAGUGUCAGACUUAGUUCUUCCUCUCAGCUGUUACCAGGUGCUUGUUGUUUAUUGCAGGGUGUUUAACUUACAAAAUGAAGCAUAUUAAGGUGACUGUUAUUGUGAAUUGUUGUUAA